AGCGCUUUCCUUGGCAAAUUGCAUGUUGAGAAUACUGCGCGUGCGGUUUCGCAGUUUUACUGGAAUUUCUGUAUCUUUUUUUGUAGUUAAGGCUAUCAUUUACAAAAUCUACUUUGGAGAUUGAUUGAGACCAUGUCGGCCACCAAGCGGACGGCCAGCGACGAGCCACCAGAGGAGGGAGAGCUGGACGAGCGGCCCGCCAAGGUGGCCCGGAGGGACGACCCGCCGCCCGCCACCGGCACCAAUGGAGCGGAGGAGGCGGCCGCGGCGGCCACCCCGCUGCCCAUCUCCCACCCGUUCCAGGCCCGGUUCCGCGCCGCCGAGCUGUCAGCCGGCCAGUACCAUGUGCUCGACGAGGCCGGCAGCGGCGACGGCAGCGGCGCCGAGAGCGCCGCCUCCGACUCGGACGAACUCGACGAGGACGAACUGAUGGAGAUGCUCGAUGCGGAUCUGCCGGAGAAAUUCAAAGGCACGCGACCCGUGCGGGGGCCCGGUGCUGCCGAGGACCCUGACGACGACUCAAACUACGAGCACCGCGACAAGGUGGUGCUGAAAGUGCUGGGUCGCCACCCGGUGGAGCCGCUGCCCGAGGACUGGGUGCAGGUGACGCACAUGAGCGGCAUGCCCAUCUACCUGCACCGGCAGUCGCGCGUCGUCACACUCUCGCGGCCCUACUUCCUCGGACCCGGCUCCGCCAGGAAACACGACAUUCCGCUGUACUCGGUGCCCUGUCUGCAAUAUCUCCGGGAGUUGGAGAAGGAGGGCGAACAGAAGGCGGACGCCGACCCGGCCCCGACCUGCCCGGUCACUGGGAACAGGUCAGCCUGUCCGGCCUCUGCCGGGGAGUCACAGACGCAGGUCAACGGAGUCGUGGUCACAGAGGAAGGUAUAGAAAAUACGGCAACUACCAACGGUGAGGUCACGGACGCCAAUGGCGGCGCGACUGUGGAGGCAGCUGUGGACAACACUGCCACCCAGGAUUCGGAGACGGUCGCCGCGGGUGAGGCCGCCACAGAGAGCCGGGCAGAGUCGGACGCCGUGGAGGACUCCGCUGUGGAGGACAGUGCGGCGGAGACCGACACGGCGGUCGCCACGCCAGCCGCCUCGGCCGUCUCGAGUCCGUCAGAGUCCACCCAGGCGGGAGACGAGUCCGCUGCGCCCACCCCGGCCGAGUCCGCGGCACCCUCCCCGCCCGAGUCCGCGGCACCCACCCCGCCCGAGUCCGCGGCACCCACCCCGGCCGAGUCCGCGGCCCCGACUCCAGUGGCGUCCGCGGCGCCCAGCCCCGCCGCCCCGGCCGCCGCGGGCGAGGGCCCCGCCGCGCCGGGCUCCAACGGCGUCCCCGUGGGCCCGGUACCGGUGGACGGUGUCUCGAUGGUCGACCCCUCCGUCACCCCGGAGGAGAUGCACAAGUACUGCGCGCGCCGCUUCCAGUUCAAGACGAUCCACCUGAUGAAGUUCAACACGUGGCGAGAGAGGCGUCACUACCUGCGCAAGAAGCGCACCCAGCGACCGCAGAUGUCCAGUAAGACCAAGCUGCUGUCGUUCCCAGUCCGGCCCAGCCGCAAAUCGGCCGCCGUGCCCGGCACGCGGCUCAGAGAGUGGGUGCUCAACCCGGGCGGCAAGAGUUACGUGUGUAUCCUUCACGAGUACCUGCAGCAUGUGCUGCGCGAACAGCCCGUCUACAGCUACUCGGAGCUGAAGAACGCGGCCACGCCGUACGGCGCCACGGUGUCCCUGAACUCUGUCCAGUACGGCAGCGGCUACGGCUCCAGCAAGAAGCAGGCCAAGAGCGAGGCGGCCAAGGCCACGCUGCAGAUCUUCAUCCCCAACCUGAUGGAGCAGAUCGAGGCGGACAAGACGGUGCAGGGCAGCGCCAAGCCGGCCGACAUGGAUCUGUCCUUUUUCGACUCGAUCCGACUGGAGGACCCGCGCGUGGCCGACCUCUGCAGCAAGGCGGCCGAGCCGUCCCCCUUCACAAUACUGCUGGUCUGUCUGCAGCGAAACUUCGGCCUCACCAGCAACCAGGUGGCGUGCAAGCUGCACACGACCAAACAUAAACAGAACGAGUUCGAGAUGACGGUGGGCAAGCACACGGCGCGCGUGCCGUGUAAGAACAAAAAGGACGGCAAACACCUGGCCGCCCAGUCGCUGCUCCAGCAACUGCACCCGCACGUGACGUCGUGGGGCUCCCUGCUGCGGAUGUACGGCAACCACUCGAGCAAGUCGCUGAAGGUGAAGCGGCAGGAGGAGCAGCAGAUCACGCUGCUGCAGAGCAAGGCCACCGUGAACUCGCCCAACUACGCCAUCCUCAACAAACUCCGCGAGGAGAUGGGUAAACUGCAGGAGCGUCAGGUGCGCCCGAUCGGACUGCUGCAGCUGUCCGACCUGCACGAGGAGGAACAGGGCCGCUCCGAGUCGGGCGUCACACUGGACGCGGUGGACCUCUGAGAGGGGUGUGCCGACCGACACGCCAACCUCUGAGCUACCGGCGACGGUCCGCCCAGAGCCUGAUCUCUGGUGGUGAGCGCUGCGGCCGAUGAGAGGGGUAUACCGACCGAUAUGCUGAGGUACCGUCGACCGCCCGUCAGCUGCUUGCGAUGACCGGUGCGGCCGCGCUGAGACACAAUCACCGGUACUGGAACACGAUCAUUACCGGUUCCAACGAGCGUUAGGCUGUUCUAGUCUGCGGCAGUGUGCUGGAUGAAGGUUGACGCGUGAUAUUUCGGGCCGUUGUCCAUUGAGUGUGACAUGGCUAACCUGAUUAGUACAGAUGUCAUGGAUACGGGAACCCGUGUCCGCUGUUUGACUGACCCAGCUAUCUCACGGCCGGCCAGGCUGCGACGUCUUUCCCUCAGCCGUGUUUUCAACCGCUCAGGCCAUGAACAAAAGUACAGUCAUAGUAGUCUCCUUUCGAUGGGACUGUAGUCAGCGGAUAACAGCGGGAAGACAGUUUAGACAAAUCCCUGUGGCUAGCCUGAAUGGCAGCAGAAUGGCAGAGUCCCCCGCCUGCUAGCCAUGUGGCAGAGGUUGUGCCUGCGCUCCGGUGUUAAAUGAUGAGCUUCUAGUAGUAGUGAGUGUCGUCUCUGGAGACGCCGGCUCGGGUGAAGCAGCUGCUUAAUCGAGAGUGCUGAAGUGUUUUGUACGGUGUUCUAUUGUGUGGUGCCUGUAACCAUGCUGAUGACUGUUGUAGCCCGGCGUUUUCAGUUUGGUUGAAUUUUUCUCAGUGUUCGCGAUAUCUUGAACGCCAAAGUUGCCAUAGAAUGAUACAUGGAGAUUGUAUCCUAUAAAAAUGUGAAGCUCUCCCACUCGUGGCGCGAGUUUGUGUCCCGUGUUUCAAUCUUUGGUCAUCCAGUUCACUUAUUUGCUUAAAAUCUGUUAACCUCAUUCACUUCAGUUCACAGAGAUCAGAGGUUAGUGGCAUUAAUAAUGACUAUCUAAUCAUCGCAGUACAAUUUCUCUUGUCGUCACGUAGUGUUCGCUGGCGGAUACGCAUGCCUCAAUUCCCUCAUGCUGAGGCCUCAAUAAAUAUUUUCAUUUAGA
Messenger RNA from Amphibalanus amphitrite, 3543 nucleotides. RefSeq names its product microprocessor complex subunit DGCR8-like. The record is from RefSeq and is a predicted model, not a curated record. Gene Ontology annotation, biological process: primary miRNA processing. NCBI's taxonomy places the organism in Eukaryota, Metazoa, Arthropoda, Thecostraca, Balanomorpha, Balanidae. The coding region runs from base 133 to 2451 and encodes 772 amino acids. Gene Ontology annotation, cellular component: microprocessor complex. Gene Ontology annotation, molecular function: heme binding; primary miRNA binding; double-stranded RNA binding. The transcript is spliced from 8 exons.